ACCGCAGCAUCCCCUUUUCAAGGGUAAUACCAGCUGUUUACGGCGAAGGGACGGGCUGGGCAGAGACAGAAAUAUAGGCGUCGCCAGCAUCUAAGGACUACCCCUCUCAGCUGCAAGAAACGGCUCGUAAAUGGUGUUUUUGGGUAAAAGAGAUUAUUUAUUCAUUCAUUCACGUGAACGUGCUUAAUGCUGAGCGCUAUCUUUUGUUUAUAACACAAGCUACCAUUGCGAAUUCAGACGGGACAGAAAUGAUGCGUAUGGAGCACAGGACUGACAGUAUCGCAGUGUCGCGUGAUAUCAUAUGAUUUUAAUAUUUUCGUGACAGCAGAAUUUAUCGGAACUGUAAACAGGGGUCGAGUUUUAUUCAUUAGCUUCCAUCAUGUCAAAGAUUAAAAAUUGUGAGACGGUGAAAGUGGUUGUGAGAUGCCGCCCACUGAACCGAAAAGAAGAAGCGACGGGCUAUGAAAGCAUUGUUGAUAUGGAUGUCAAAUUGGGGCAGGUAGCAUUAAGGAAUCCGAAGUCUCCGCCUGGGGAAUUACUGAAAACGUUCACAUUUGAUGCUGUGUAUGAUGCCAGCUCGAAACAAAGCGAUCUUUACGACGAGACUGUCAGACCUUUAAUAGACUCAGUUUUGCUUGGUUUCAACGGGACUAUAUUUGCUUACGGGCAAACGGGCACGGGAAAAACCUAUACAAUGCAAGGGUUGUGGAUGGACCCUGAAAAAAGAGGCAUCAUUCCAAAUUCCUUUGAGCACAUUUUCACACACAUAUCCAGAUCUCAAAACCAGCAGUACCUGGUUAGAGCGUCCUACCUGGAGAUUUACCAAGAGGAGAUCAGAGACCUCUUAUGCAAAGACCACACCAAGAAACUGGAACUCAAAGAAAACCCAGACUCGGGAGUUUACAUUAAGGACCUCUCUUCUUUCGUGACCAAAAAUGUCAAGGAGAUCGAGCAUGUCAUGAACGUGGGGAACCAAACCAGGUCCAUCGGGUUCACCAACAUGAACGAGCACAGCUCCAGGUCGCACGCCAUCUUUGUGAUCACCGUGGAGUGCAGCGAGAUGGGCCCAGACGGGGAGAACCACAUCCGGGUCGGCAAGCUCAACCUGGUGGACCUAGCGGGCAGCGAGCGGCAGAGCAAGACGGGUGUCCAGGGCGAGCGGCUCAAGGAGGCCACCAAGAUCAACCUGUCCCUCUCCGCCCUGGGCAACGUCAUCUCGGCCCUGGUUGACGGGAAGAGCACGCACAUUCCCUACAGGGACUCUAAGCUGACCCGGCUGCUCCAGGACUCACUGGGCGGCAAUGCCAAGACCAUCAUGGUGGCCACCCUCGGCCCGGCCUCCUACAACUAUGAGGAGACCCUGACCACACUGCGCUAUGCCAACAGGGCCAAGAACAUCAAGAACAAGCCGCGGGUGAACGAGGACCCCAAGGACGCCCUGCUGAGGGAGUUCCAGGAGGAGAUCGCCCGGCUGAAGGCCCAGCUGGACAAGCAGGGGCUGCUGACGAAGAAGAGGAGGCGAAACAGCCGGCGGCUGAAAAAGGGCGUGGACGGGGAGGAGGCGACCGACGGAGAGGGGGACGAGGAGACGGACGAAAGUGUGGAGAAGGACGUGGAAGACUACAUGAAGGAGCAGCAGGAGAAGCUGGAGCUGGAGAAGGCCGCCAUCCGGGAUGACCGCAGCCUGGUGGCUGAGGAGAAGCAGAAGCUUCUGGAUGAGAAGGAGAAGAUGAUGAUUGAUCUGAGGAAGGAGCAGGAGGCCACAGAGAUGCUGACCGCUAAAUUCAAGGCUAUGGAAAGCAAGCUCCUGGUGGGAGGGAAGAACAUUAUCGACCACACCAACGAGCAGCAGAAGAUGCUGGAGCUGAAGAGGCAGGAGAUUGCUGAGCAGACUCGUCGGGAGAGGGAGAUGCAGCAGCAGAUGUUGGCCCAGGACGAGGAGACUCUGGAGCUGAGAGAGACCUACUCCUCCCUGCAGCAGGAGGUGGAGCUCAAGACCAAGAAGCUCAAGAAGUAUAAAAAGCUAUACGCCAAGCUGCAGUCGGUGAAGGCCGAGAUCCAGGACGUGAACGAUGAACAUGUGAAAACCAGGCAGGAGCUGGAACAGACCCAGAAUGAGCUGACCAGGGAGCUCAAAUUUAAGUACCUGAUCAUUGAGAACUUCAUCCCCCCUGAGGAAAAGAACAAGAUUAUGAACCGGCUGGUGUUUGAUAGUGAAGAGGACCAGUGGAAGUUCCAGCCCCUUGUUCCUGCAGAGAAUAAAUUCAUUCAGAUGAAGAGAAGACCCGCCUCUGCAGUGGGAUACAAGCGACCAAUCAGCCAGUACGCUCGGGUUGCCAUAGCGAUGGGAGCUCACUCUAGAUACCGGGCGGAAAACAUCAUGUUCCUGGAGCUGGACAUGACCCCACCCACCAUGUUCCACCUGGACUUCCCCAAGGCACAACCAGAGCAGGACCUGGCUCUGCAUUUGGGCCGGGAUCUGCUGCUCGACAACGCCACCUACAGGGACAGGGCUGCUGCUGCGCGUGUCAGGAAGUCUCGAUCUUGGUGUCAGGCUCCACGCGCGAUCUCGUCCUCCUCAUCCACGUGCUCUCUGACCUCGGGGGCGCAGUACCUCCCCCACACCCAGGGGGCGACAGCUGCCUCGUCUCAUCCUUGAAAGGGAGCCCACCCCACCCCCUCCCCCCAGGCCCAUGAGGAGCACUGAUCCUGCCUGCUCUCCACCUGGGCACUGCCCACAACCACUGGGUUCUGUAUUUAAAAUGUUUCAUUUUGCGCUUGUCCCUCCUCGCCAGGAGCCUAACCGCAACGGAUUUUCAUUGAGCAGAAAAAGGACUGUGCAGUAUUUCAGAGACGCUUGUUUUUCUUGUUUUAAUUUUGAUCUGAGCUGGUGGUUGAAGCCUUCCAAUGCGGGUAUUGUAUUCAUAUUGAUCAGCAUGUGGCCCUACCUUGGAUGUUUAAAAGAGCGAACCCGACCCUCACGGUUUCCAGUAGAUAGUGGCUAAUUGUCUCACUUUGUAAAAACAAAAAAAAAAAGUUUUAAAAGCAGAAAGCAUUUCUUUUUGUUUGUUUGUUUUCUCAAGGGUGUUGCAUAAGUCUCACAACUGCUGGCAAAAGAUCAAGGCUUCAGCUAACACACUGGUGGAGGUUUCAUGCUUGUUUCUCUAUAUGCUUGAAAUUUGAAAUCUCUUGGAAAAAGCACCACAGACCUGAAAUUACUUGAAACGCCAUGUCAGCCAAGUUUACUGCCAUUACUCUAGCUUUCUCUGCUAGCUCAGCAUUACGAUCAUGUAGAGGGCCAUGAGCUGUCCUUUCAUUUUUUAUUGCUAUCUUUGACAUCUUGAUUACAAUGUCAAAGCAAGGAUUAUUCUUUUUGUCGCUUUUGCUCAGCCUGAUAUGAGUGCACACACACAGAACUUAGCGUAGAAUAGUAGUUAAUUGAAAGGAAAGAUUUUCAUUGGGGCCAAGUACAGUACAACUGGUUGUGACUGAAAAUGAUACAAAGUACAAAGGCUUUUAGAUAGGAUUUCUGAGUUGUGUUUCUUCAUCAAAUUUGGUGUUUUUUCACUAUUCUCCAGAGAGGAACCAAGUCACAGAGGGGCUUGGGAAAGAAAUAUGUGGUCGCCUCUUUUGUUAUUUCCGCGGAGUGAAGUUUCAUUAAGAGACUAAUCCCAGACAUUCUUCCCCUUUUGGCAGGCCCAGUGAAUCCUGGGAAAUCAGUUCUCACCAACCUCCCUCUCCCUGUUGUAUCUGUACUAUAGAAAUAUUUCAACUAUGCCAGGACCAAAGCAAAAAAGACCAACAAAAAGACACAAACAGAAUAUGAUGUCACAUGCUGACUGCGUACUGGUUUAUAAAAACAAGAAAUAUGAUCAUUCAUCUGUCAUUGCGCUCACUGUAACUGAGCAUGUUAUAGUAUGAAAGGACAGAUUGACUCAGAUUCUCAGAUCUAACCACAAUAUGCGUCAUUCUUAACUAUGGUUAAGGGAUUAAGGCAGGUAUUGCAUUUUGCUGUUGUCUUUGUUUUUUUAAUAGCAUUUUUUCAUUUAUUUCAGCAACUGCCAAACUUAGUUUGUCAGUUUCAAAAUAUAGUGCUGUCUUCAGUUAGUACAGGUGGAAAACAACACAUUGUGAUUAUCCUUGACUGAAUCUAGCCUGAAGUAUCCAUUAUCAUAUUGCAGGCUUUAUAUUUGCUUUGAUGUAAAUAUAGUUGAGAUUUUUACGUGCAACAAGUGGAUGAGAGGUGGGCAAUGACAGGUGACUGUUAAUAACAUCUGUCUUCAGAAAAUCAGCUUUGAAUUAAAGUCAUUUUAGGUUAAACAUAAAACCCUGAAACAAAUGGCACAAAACAUUGAUUUCAUCUGUAACACGGUUUUUUUUUUAAUUUGAUUGCUUGUCUUCUCUGAAGAUUGGUGAAGCACAUGAAGGAAACAUGCCUUUGCAAAAAUGCAAAAAUACACUAUACUGUUUUCAGAAACUCCACCUAAAUUCGCUAACAGAUCUUAGUGAUAUGUUUCCUAUAGCUGUUUGAUCCUCAGUGCCUCACUACAACAUGGAGAGUUUGGUUGGGCUGACCUUGUGGCCUCUUGAGUGUUGCCAAGAAGUCAUACAUCAUUCCCAUGAUCUUUGUACUUUCCCCAAACUUGUGAUUUACUUUGAGAAAAAAAGCUUAUUUUUUAAUGCUGUCCUGGAUUUUUUUUUAUUGCAAGUUCAGUAUAAUUCCACUUUAUACAAUUUGUUUGCUGGCAUAUAGAGAAAUAAGAGUUGUGCUAAUUCACUGAGGUACUGAUUUGACAUGAUUGUGAUGCUGAAGUAAUUCAUUAACAAUGUUCUGAGUGUAAAUACAUAAUUUCUCCCCUGAUUUUCAUUACCUGGAUUCUGUGUCAUGCCUAAAAUCAAGCAUAUUCAGACAAAUACAUAAGACUAAAGGAGCUUUGUUCCUUGAGCGUGUUGUAAUCUUCUGAAACUGAGAAUGUUAUUCUAGCAAGAUUGUGCUAGGCUGUGACAUUAACUAAGUGAUUGCUUACCUGUUCCGAAGGUUACUUGUGAGCUGUGCUUCUCGUUGUGAAACUGAAAACUGUACCUCUUGUAAGAGAAGAUGGCCCAGACCUCUAGAGAUGUAGUUUGCCUGGCUGACAGAACAGACGAGUUUAGGAUUACGCUAAUUAAUAAAGGAGAGGUUAAGAGGAACAAUGGAUUUGAGGUGGGGGGGUGGAAUCGGGUGGGAGCAAUUCUGUUGUGAAUUAUUGAUUAUGUGGACUGGACGUGGCUUCGCAUUACGGCUAAUCGGCCUAUCCAGGCAGACAGGUGAGAAGUAUGGACCAUGCCUUCCUCUUGACCUCACCUGGGUCACUUUCAUUACAUUUAAUCCCCUUUUAGUCGGGGUGGUUGUGGGGAAGGCGGUGGUACACAUUACAUGUCAAAAUGUGGGAAUAUUCAAUAUGGGAAUUUGCUUUGUAUUUGCUGGGGGUGAGAAAUGGUCUAUACCUUUGCAGGGCAAUAAAUCAGAGUGGGUACUUAAUUUGCUAAUUCCAACACUACCAAAAGUGUAUAAACUUUGUGUAUAGCAUAAGCAAACACAAAAUGCAGGGUUUAGUACUGUUUUGGUGUUACCAUUUCUGAUUUAGGUGGUCAGUAAUAGUGAAAGAAGAGUGAGGCUUCAUAAAUCCAUGUUGAUGGAGCUACCACACCAUUGUGUGAGUUGUGUAAACCAAUCCAAAGAAUUUGCCCUUCACAGCAAAACACUGCGAUUGGUCACUUCUAAGACUCAGUGACAGCAUGAUAGCUUGAACCAUGUUUUGGAGCUUGUGAAGCCUUGCUCUCUCAUCACUAGUCAGUACCCAGCCUUCAGCAUAAAUCAGUGCAUGACGUGGAAAGUAUUCACAGUUCACGUCACUAGUCAGUUUCUGCAGUAGUCUCACAUUGUCCUCUUGUUUAGGUCCUCACCCAUGAGUACACCUCCAAUUCUUCCACAGGUGCGAUCCAAGUGCCAUGUCCUCGGUGCAGUAUGCUGAGGAAUGGUUGUCGUAAAGCCCUCGUGUCUUGACUUAGAACCACAGAAGCAGGGCCUGGGCACGCUGCCUGCAUAUAUGCUUCUUCUGUCGGUGUCCACAUACUCUCAUCAUGUGGCAAUACAGAAUAGGGUCUCAAUUGUUUUAGGAAUGUUUGCUACUAAUGCCUUACUAUUUUAUUGGUACCAAUAGGACAGGGUUAUGCAGGACAUUUCUUAAAUUUGAGCACUGCUACCAUCCUCUCAUGUUGAGUGAUUCCCCUACUGGAAGCUUCCCACCUGUGAAAGUGCCAUCUUUUUGUGACACUUUUGAAAGUGAAAUGUGAAACGUUCCUUUUUCACUGAAACAUAGCCUUAUUUAAUUACCCGGUAGGUUUAGGCUACUUGAGGCAAAAGUGAUGACAAACUUGCAAAUUUGGCUGACAAUCAAGUUAAUUUUAAACAGUGGGCCAUUAAAAUGAGGCUUUUGGAACCGAACGCAGACCUGAAAGGUAUCCCUUUGUGAAAGUGUACGAUAUCCUUUCACCAGCAAGCUUAGGUGAAGAGUGUCAGAUGGGCAGGCGAGUUUGAGUUGAUUGAUGUGUGCCUGUUCUUUGUCAUGUGUGGCCAGUGUCAGGUAACCAGCAGUCUCCUGGGUCAUGUUCUUAUUCUGACAUUUCCAGCAUAGAGUACUGUUACUUGCCUUCCAGUCCAACAGGCCAUUUUCACAGGGUUUAAAAAAAGAAAAAAACAGUGUCGCUUUGUGACUUUUUCCCUUCUGUGUGAUGGCACAGUGUGGUGUGAUUUCCGUUUUGUUGAUUGGUGUUGUCAGCGCUACCAGGGUAUGAAUCCAUUCAGUGGCCUUGCAGACUAACCCACGGACCUUCAACAAAAUGGUGCAAACUGUUCGACUCUGAUGUGGAAACGUAAAGUGAAGAUCGCAGCAUGUUUUCACAGACCAGCUUCUGGUUUUCAGAGAAGCGUUAGGUACGUAGAGCGUUGGUCUUUGUCCUGUGAGCUCAGACUCAGGCGAUUGGCUACCUGCUGGGUUGUGAUCUUAUCAUGCUGCUUGAUAGUAGUGUGCUCAUUGGUCCAGAAUAUAUUUUAGAGGUAAGACAAUAGAUAGGUGCUCUGCUUCCUCCAGGUAAGGCAGAGUAUAGACAAAUACUCAAGUUUAAGGGUAACUAUAGGAUGUCGGGGGGAGCAGUGGCACGAGAACUUAUCACCUGAAGGUUGCAGGUAUGAUUCCCAGAUGGAACACUGCUACUGUACUCUUAAGCAAGCUUCAGUAAAUGUCCAGCUCCACAAAAGGGUGAUGUGUAACACUGAGCUACCAGUAUGAAAAAUGCCUUGAUAAGGGCAUCUGUAAAAUAAAAAAAGUAGUGUAAUGUAAUUUGCCUUACACAGGGCACAGUGCAUAUGAGGCCAGGCAUUUGAAGAAGUGUAUGCAUAUUGCAGCACCGUUGCUAAGUGGCAGCCCAACACUGUCAGGAGAAAAAAAGAAAAAAAUGUGUCUACUGGAAUCUGUUACUUUAUAUUGUAAUAUUCACUUCAACAUGUGUAGUUAUGUGUGUCUGAUAUACAUAGGCCAGUAUUCAUCCUUUUUUUUUCUUGUGAGCUUCAGGUCUUGUGACAAAUGGGCCACAAUGUACAUACUUACUCGCUCCAAAGAGUACAUUCUGGUCCUAAGUUCAUGAGCAGUUUUAAUACCAAGCAAUCCAGGAUUCUUUUUAACAAGGGUUUAGUGAACAGUCCAAGUAGCUCUGUACAUUGUAAGCAGCCCUGCCAUAUGGUGCUCUGGAUUUCUUUUGCUUUAUUGUUUUAUACUGUAGGUUUCAGAAUGUUACCAAGCUUCCCAGCUGCUGGCUGAAAGGUUAUUGUUCUUGCCACUUUGAUAAUUACGUUAAGUGACUAAACCAUGUGAUCACACUGGGAUCAAUCACAAUACGAUUAACAUCUGAUGACAAACAUAUGAUUUGUCAGGAGUGAUGAGGCUUUUUGAAACAUGCAUUAUGGCUGCAACUACUGCCAGUAUGACUGCAUACUUGUUCUCAACAAAGCUUUAAAUUUAGUGGCCAAUAAGAUCUAAAGGAAACGGGCCAAUAACACUGCAAAGAAAAUGUUCAUAUGCUGUUUGGUGCAAUUUUAGCUGAAAACGGGCCAGUGAAAUUGCACGGCAAGCCUUUCUGUUCAGUACAGCUGCGGCAGGCCUGAUAUAGCAAGCACACGUUGUGCUUCAGCAGCUCAAAGCCUCAGUGGAAAGAGAAUCUGUGGAGCUGCACAUGACCGAGAAUGUGGAAGCCGGUGCACAUGCCUGAAUAAUGAUUUCACUUGCAAAACCAGGAAGUAAAGUUUGAAGGGUCACAUGGUUUCGGCUGGCACGGCCGUGUCGUGCGGAAAAGCUACGUGAAUGCCCCCCGGCAACUUUCAGCCGGUUGUUGUGGAACGUUUGAAUUAUCAUAACAAUGUUUUCAUCCUCAUGUUGUCGCUUUAGUGUAUGAAAGUUAACCUGUUGUCACUGAUCCCGUGUAUGACUGCGCCUUAAACGGCUUAGAGGCCUAUGUGGGUGCUUGCAAUCUAUACAUUUUCUCAAAAGUCGUCAAAACAUUUCUCCUGUCUAAAAUGUUGUUCUCUACUUGAUAUUAAUGUAAUAUAGCUGUUGUAAUCAUGUCAUCAGGGGAAACUACACUAUCUCUGUAUUACAACUCUGCACAGCCACAGAAUAGCAUAACUAGCAAUUUGUCUUGCAAGCAAGAAAAAUGUACACAAUGCAUUGUAAAUACUGAAGUCCUUUGAAUAAAAUGUUUUGAUUUUUUUGUGUAAAAUACUAGGGCUUUAAUAUUUCAUGCGUGUAGUUUUACGCUUCUGUACCCUUGUCAUUUGCAUUUUUUAAUGCAUUCUCCAUUUUGCUUGUCCACCGGAUGUGAUGGCAUUGGAGUGAGUCGAAGGGCUGGUGUUGACAGGAAAAUCCGGAACAGGAGUGGAACUGAGCAAAAGGAACGGGAUUGGACCUCCUUUACAGUUUCCAUGGUGAUUUGUCUGGAGUGAGAAUGGCUUUUUUUGUGAGGUGGCCUUCUGUUUUUUUUUUUUCUUUCUUUCAGGUGUUUAUUUAUUUAUUUAUUUAUUUCCUUUCUCGCUGCCGUUCUAAGCUAUGGAUUCUGCUUUUUUUCUGUAAAUUGAUGAUGGACAUGAACAACAGCCACUUAAGAGCUUCAAGAGAAAGUCCAAUAAACAUGUGUUGAAAAG
This is a messenger RNA of Megalops cyprinoides (Indo-Pacific tarpon), 9235 nucleotides long. RefSeq names its product kinesin-like protein KIF3C. NCBI's taxonomy places the organism in Eukaryota, Metazoa, Chordata, Actinopteri, Elopiformes, Megalopidae. The record is from RefSeq and is a predicted model, not a curated record. Bases 380 to 2659 code for a protein of 759 amino acids. The transcript is spliced from 9 exons. Gene Ontology annotation, biological process: microtubule-based movement. Gene Ontology annotation, molecular function: microtubule binding; microtubule motor activity; ATP binding.